AUGCCACCACUAGUAUCAUCUCAACCAUCUACAACUGUUCCAGUCUCAAUCCCUAUUUUCACUGAAUCCACGAUAUCGCACCGUACCUCAGCUACACCUAUAAGUUCAGUCAACGUAUAUGAUACGGUGUCUCACACUUUAGGUUUUUUAAACCAUGUUACCCAACCUAUUUCUCCCAUUCGCACUAAUGACUCUAAAAUGCUUUUCGGAGAUGAUGAAGAUGAUGAUUUGGAUGGAUUCACUUACAGUCCUUUUCAAAUACAGAUUGACAGUGGAGAUGAAGCAGUUUCUGAUUCUACUGAUAUCUGCAAAGCAACGACUGAAAAAGUCGAUAAAAUAAUUUCCUACACAUUGGAAUUCAUGGAAGAUUACAAAACCACUUAUAACUCCAACACAGUAGCUGUGAACAAGGCGAUUCAGAACAUUGGUCUUUUAUUUCAAACUGAAAAUUUGAACUUUGUUGAGCUUUGCAAGGCGCUUAAGUCUGAUCAUGAAGCAUUUCAAUCUUCAAUCACUGAUAAAAUAACAAAGCUUUAG
Messenger RNA from Lactuca saligna, 537 nucleotides. The record is from the annotation of a GenBank genome assembly. Lineage: Eukaryota; Viridiplantae; Streptophyta; Magnoliopsida; Asterales; Asteraceae.